AUGAAUUACGAAUUAUAAAAAAACAACGAUUAAUCGAUUCCCUCGAAUAAAGACGAAUCUGGUAUCUAGGAUGAAAAGUAAAAUUCUGAAGACGACUACUAACAGAUACACAAUUAAGAUAUUAUAAAUGCUCAAAAAUCUUAAGAAAGUGCCAAGACGGAGAGUAAUUUUGUUUCUCACUACCCUGAAAAUAGCUCUCAACAUGGUAGUUAAAAAGUCUAAGACCCUUAAAGUUCUAACGAAGAAUAAUAAAAAUUAAAAAAUCAAGAAAGAAAACUAAAUACCCUUUACUUUGUUGGAGUUAAUAGUUUGCUCAUGAAUAUCUUGCUGAGUUUCUUCAUUCAUAUUUGCAUUCAAAUAUUAGUUAUAGCCUUAGCUAAUACUGUUACCUAUAUAUAUCUAUAUGAAUUUAAUUGGGCUAAAUAACUCUUUAAGUAUGGUUCUUUUUCUAUAUAGCAAUAGGCAAGAAGCAAAAUUACUAAUAAGAGAAUUAUAGUAUACUUUGGAAUCUUAUUAUGUUUUGGUCUUAUAAUAGUGAUAGUAAGAUUUUAAGAUUUAAAGAGUUAAUUUUAUUAUCUUUAAACAGAUGUUAAUCAAAACUAUUAAAGAAUCAACCAUCUACAGGCAUAAUUAAGAGAAUCUGAUUAGAUUAAAAAUAAUAAAGAGAUUUAAAGACAAGAAUAAAUGAUUUCUUUACUUUAAAAAUAAGUGAAUAAGCUAGAAAAACUAGCUUAAAGUCAAUCUGAAGAUAUUUAAGAACUAAAGGUAAAGCUUUUCUAUUAUUAAAGACAAUAAAUGUCAUAAAGUGAUUAAAACGACAAAUAAGAGUAGAAAUCUUAAAAAACACAUAAACAAAUUGAUUAAGAAUGCAAUAAUUGA
Molecule: messenger RNA, 879 nt
Organism: Tetrahymena thermophila SB210
Lineage: Eukaryota; Ciliophora; Oligohymenophorea; Hymenostomatida; Tetrahymenidae
Product: transmembrane protein, putative
Exons: 1
Source: RefSeq, a predicted model, not a curated record